AGAGUUACUGACGUCAGACGUGUUCGGUUAUUUUGAAUUGGAGGGUCAAAGAUGGCGGAGGCGGAGACCAGGCUAAAGCUUCAGAAUCAUUCCGGUGUAAAUCAUAAAGGUGAGCGUUUGGAAGAAGACGUGUUUCGUAAGAUGAGCGAAGACGAAGGGGAGGAGCUGCUGGAGGAAGAGGAGGUGGCCAGGCCUGUUCAGAUCGUGGUGGCAGAUGAAGAUGAGCACCAGUUUUCUCUGGACGAGCAGGCAUUGGAGCGCAUCCUGCUGCAGGAGCACAUCCGUGAUCUCAACGUGGUGGUGGUGUCGGUCGCCGGUGCAUUCCGCAAGGGCAAGUCCUUCCUGCUGGAUUUUAUGCUCCGAUACAUGUACCAACAGAAAUCGACUGCAUGGCUUGGAGGAAAUGAUGAACCACUGACAGGCUUCACCUGGCGAGGGGGCUGUGAGAGGGAGACCACAGGAAUCCUGGCCUGGAGCGAAGUGUUUGUAGUCGAGAAACCAGACGGGACCAAGGUAGCUGUGCUUCUCAUGGACACGCAGGGAGCCUUUGAUAGCCAAUCCACCAUCAAAGACUGUGCCACCCUCUUCGCUCUCAGUACCAUGACCAGCUCUGUUCAGGUUUAUAAUUUAUCCCAGAAUGUGCAAGAGGAUGAUCUUCAACAUCUACAGCUUUUUACAGAAUAUGGAAGACUUGCUAUGGAGGAAAUAUACCUAAAACCAUUUCAGUCAUUAAUGUUUCUUAUAAGAGACUGGAGUUACCCGUAUGAACAUGCAUAUGGCCUGGAAGGAGGAAAUAAAUUCUUAGAGAAAAGGUUGGAAGUAAAGCAGAACCAACACGAGGAGCUUCAGGAUGUCCGGAAGCACAUUCACUCCUGUUUCUCCAAAAUCAGCUGCUUCCUGUUGCCUCACCCUGGCCUCAAGGUGGCCACAAACCCCUAUUUUGACGGCAGGUUGAAAGACAUUGAUCCUGAUUUUAAAAAGGAGUUGGUGAGUCUCAUCCCACUGCUGUUGGCUCCAGAGAACUUGGUGGAGAAAGAAAUCAGUGGUUCUAAAGUCACAUGUAGAGAUCUUGUACAGUAUUUUAAAGCCUACAUGAAAAUAUAUCAAGGAGAAGAGCUGCCACAUCCAAAGUUUAUGUUACAGGCAACAGCUGAAGCUAACAACCUUGCAGCAGUUUCAGGAGCAAAGGACACUUACAUCAAGAGCAUGGAACAGGUGUGUGGUGGAGACAAGCCCUACAUUGCCCCAGCUGAUUUGGAGCGCAGCCACAAGGAGUUGAAGCAGAGCUCCAUAAGGCAGUUCCGCACCAUUAAGAAGAUGGGAGGCGAGGAGUUCUGUCAGCGCUACCAGGAGCAGCUGGAGGCCGAGCUGGACGAGGCUUACACCAGCUACGUCAAGUACAAUGAUGGAAAGAACAUUUUCUAUGCGGCGCGCACGCCGGCCACACUCUUUGCCCUCAUGUUUGCCAUGUACGUGGUGUCGUUAGUGACGGGCUUUGUGGGCGUAAACUCUGUGGCAAUGCUGUGUAAUCUGGUCAUGGGCGUGGCUCUGGUGUCUCUGUGCACCUGGGCCUAUGUCAAAUACUCAGGGGAGUUCCGUGAGGUGGGCAGCGUCAUCGACCAGGUGGCAGAAACUCUCUGGGAGCAGGUGGGUUAUUCUCAACCUGCUAAUUAUCUCGGUUCAUCUUCUCUUUCUGUGAUCUGCUUUUCUUUGUCCUCUUUUGGUUUUGGAACCAAAUUCUGCAUUUACAUAAGAGGAAACAAUAAUCCACAGUAUGUGACUUGUUGAGGUUCUCUUACAGUGUGAAGCUUCGCACUCCCCUUAAAUGUUUAAUUUUUCUGAUUUUUUAAAUCUGUAAUGUAAAAACAAGUUGUCUUUAUAUCAAAUAUUUCCACUCAAACUGUACCAUCAAGCGUAACAUUAUCUUUACAGCAUAUCAUAAAGCUGUUUUCUUCAACAACAAAGAAGGAAAAUAAGUCGUUCUGGGGAUUCUGUUGUCUAGAAGUGACCGUCUAUGUUUACAUCACCAGCCUGAGGUCACUCAAUUAUUUUUUCAUAUUUAUUUUAAAAAAAUUGGUGUGACGGAUCUAACACAAAUGAUUUUACCAGACAUUUGUGUCUGAACGCACAAAUCUGAGGUUUCAUUUGUGAUCUUAGAUUGCGCUUAUAUACGAUAUAUUUUCAUGUGACUUGAAUGAGGGUGAGUAAUCGGAAUUCAUGCGACUUUUUGCCACUGCAUGUGAAUAGGGUUCUCAGUCAGCACUGGCAGCCUGGAAAUUUCAUAGCAGUGUUAGCAAUAUCUGCUCAAACAAGGCAUCUGGUUUCCCUUCCAUCUUCUGGAGCUCAACAAACACAGCCGACUGACUGCUCGCCAUCCUCCAGAGUAAAACUUCAAGCAUAUUUUUGCAGUGUUUCGAAAUGAACGAGUGCUUGAACAAAUAUGAUGAUUGAUAAUGUCAAGGUCAAAAUGCUGGCAAAAUGCCUGAGCUGAUCUUGAACUUUAUCUGCCCUCUGAACCUGUCUGACUCAUCCUGGUUGCCCCCCCACCUUCUGGUUGGAGAUCUUGUCACAUGCUCCGUGUGUCUCUUGGGAUGUGUCCGGGGACAGUUUCACACUACCAUGAAGAUGGUCCGGGCCUUGACUGAUGUUAACAGCUGUUUCUCUGAGGACUUGACUUGGCUGCAGUCGCUCGAUAGUUCAGGACUUGAAUUUCCUACGAGUCUACCUGAGUCUCCAGUAACUACCUGAACUCCAUAUUAACAUAAAUUAACAUUAACUGUUAUAGCUGAACUGGCUGCCACCUAACACACAGUAUAAAUGCAGAUCAAUUCCUGCUUCCUGUUUCACCCACAUGAGGAUUGGUUCUCUGUUGAGUCCCGUCCCUCUCAAGGUUUCUUUCUAUUGCCAUCUCGGGGAGUCUUUCCUUGCCACUGUCGCCCUCGGCUUGCUCAUCAGGGACAAUCUGAUCAUUCUAAUACACAUUCCAUACAAACCUAAAUAAUUCUUUUGAUUGUGUAAAGCUGCUUUGCAGCAAUGAUUGUUAAAAGCGUAUACAAAUAAAAUGUAACUGAAUAAUGUGAGCAAAGAUGCAUGAAUGUGAGGCACAUUAGAGUCAGAAUCCUUCAUUGACUGCCAAAAAAAUUUAAAUAAUGUGGCUUGUUAUAUGAACAUAGUAAAUUUAAAUUUAUAAAAUUUAUACAAAUUACUCAUUAUGCAGUGAAGCCAAAACCCUAAUGAAUAGCUGCUGUUUUACUGAAGCUUUGCUCUUGUUUCUAUUCAGGUCUUCAUUUUUAGAUUUUGCCAACCGUGUUUCAACACAGCACAAUGUGCAAGUGUCUUACAAGCUUUAGCCUAUAAUAGCUAAAUAAAAGCCAUCACGCAUUGUCUUUUCACCUUGCUACUGUAACUUUUAAAAAGUUUAAACUGAGCUUUUUGGAUAGUCAUCAUUUGAUGUAAUAUUCAUGAGAAUCAUUUCAAGGAAAAUUUAUUCCAAUCUGAAGUUGCAUUGAUUUGAUUUUAUGUAAAUUUUUGCACUAGUUUUUACACUUUAAGCACCACUUCCAAACAGAACCUCAGUGACCUUGGAGUUGUCCAGUAGGUCUACAUGGGGAAUGCAGUGUAAUAUUCCAGUCUCGUGCUUUUCAUACUUCCUCUUGUUUUUGUUUAAUUUGUCUCUAUAAAGCCUCCACAUGUGGAAGUGCUGAUUUAGAUAGAGAUCUCCUCCUCUUUUUAUGAUCUUUGGGAGACCAUGUUCAUGAAAACUCAUGUCUCUUCACAAAUUGCAAAUUAGUCUUAAACUUGAUGUAACACAAGCAUUCUAAAAUUGUCAGUUGUCGUGUGAUAUAUAAUAUUUUUAUAUUCGGGGGAGAAAAAAAAAAAAGGUUUUCAAUAUUAAACCCAUUUAAACAUGGCUUCUGAUAGCAGAGAUGUUUAUCUGAGGUUUCGAGGCUUUUUUCAUGCACUGCUUCUUUUCUCUUCUUCUGCUAACUUGUUCCGUUUUCUUUUCAU
Clarias gariepinus (North African catfish) is the source of this 4008-nucleotide messenger RNA. RefSeq names its product atlastin-2-like. Gene Ontology annotation, biological process: endoplasmic reticulum organization; protein homooligomerization. The transcript is spliced from 12 exons. The record is from RefSeq and is a predicted model, not a curated record. Gene Ontology annotation, molecular function: GTP binding; GTPase activity. NCBI's taxonomy places the organism in Eukaryota, Metazoa, Chordata, Actinopteri, Siluriformes, Clariidae. Bases 52 to 1788 code for a protein of 578 amino acids.